Didymodactylos carnosus is the source of this 483-nucleotide messenger RNA. The record is from the annotation of a GenBank genome assembly. NCBI's taxonomy places the organism in Eukaryota, Metazoa, Rotifera, Eurotatoria, Philodinida, Philodinidae.
AUGGCAAAACACAGUAAACACACCAGUGAUUUCAAACACAACGUUUUGCAACAAUAUCGUCCUGGAAUUUACGGAUGUGGGUUCAGAUCAUUACCAAAGCGUUUUAAAAUCAAAGGUGCUCAUAAAUUAAUUAUGAGCCGGUAUGCCAGAUGGAACGGCAUCGUUGAAUCCUUGGAACCAAAAUGGACAGAUGGUCGACCACGUAUCAUGACAAAGGAUCAAGUAACGGAUUACAUUUUAAAUUUUGUCGAUGAGAUGAACAUGCAAUACAAACCAGUGAAUUACAGAAUGAUACAAGAACACGUUGACAACUCAUUAAAUAAGCAAGUUCCAUUGAAAACGAUUCAAAGAUACAGUAGACAAGAAUGUGGUAUUAACAGCAAAAGAACUAAGGAGUUAACAACACGUGAUAGUAAAUAUCCCAACUUCAUUAGUAGUGGAUUUGCUCAUGGUCUUUUAAUAACAUUUUUUAAUCUUAGUUGA